GGAAAACGUGUGGCAGGGAAAAUGGCCAACUGUUUGCCGAGUGUGCGUUAGCGGACACUCGGUAAGGUAAGCACCGAUCUAUAAAUAGUUAUGCUCGAUCGAUCUGAAGCUGCCACCAAGAAACGAUCGAGAGCAUAUAGAGAUGGAUUUAGAGCAAGGCGCAAUUCCCCUUGUGGACAAAGAGGAGCAAGACCCAACAAGAAUGGAGGAGCAGGAGGAGGAGGAGGAGGGGGAGGAGGAGGAUGGGAGUGGGAGCAGGAGCAGCAUUAAUCUGGCGAUGCUGACGGACAAGUCCCAGCUGGAGAGGCUGGCGUUGCUGCUGCGGAACAACGAGGAGGCCCUGAUGCGGCGGGUCAUGAGGUCGGAGCAAGAGCGCGUGGAAUACAUCAGGACUGUGACCGACGCGUACCGGCUGUCGGUGGCGCUGCUGCAGGACUGCACCACGCUCCGGGAAGAAUCUACGGCGCCGGAGGCGGCGCCGGUGGCGCGAGACGUGCACGACUACGUCAUCUACGGCCUCAACCUGUGCAUGCAGAACGUGCGCAACUGCUGCAUGCGCGUGGACGUGCUCGGCAAGCUAAGGGCGCACUACGACGCCCUCGCCCAGGGCCUCGCCGACGACCCGGCCGCCGUGGCCGCCGAGGCCGCCGAGUUCAGGGCCUCCAUGUGGGAGUACUGCUACAGCCACCGGAGCGCCGCCGCGCGGGCCAGGUCCAGGGACUACUCCAACGUGCUCCGCCUCGAGGGGGUCGACCUCCCGGAGCUGCUCAGGAGGCAGCAGGUCACGCUCGGCCCCGGCUACGCCGGCGACUUCGAGGACCUCAAGGACUCCCAGAAGCUGGAGGUGUACAACAGCGUCAUCGUCGCCUCGGGGCGCGCCAAGCUGCCCGACCAGCUGGUCCUCUCCGGCCGCAGCGCCCGCAAGGGCAAGACUCUGGCGGAGGCCAUCUCCGUCUUCAUCAUGGCGGCGGGCAACAUGGUGUACGACGUCUACACCGCCGAGCACAACGCGGAAGCCAUCCUCAGAGGCAGCCUCAACGUCAUGGCGGCGGUGGGGGCAUUCGCCGUGGAUGUCGCCGUCACCGGGGCCGUCACCAAGGCUGUCGCCAACGCCGGGGCGGCACUCUUCGCGUGCUCGCUCGCCGGCUUUGUGGUUGGUGCCAUCGCCGGCCUCAUCUUCAUCACCGUCAGCGGCCGCCUCAUCGACCUCAUCAUCGGCUCCCCGAGAAAGGUGCCUCCCAUCCGGGACCUCAAGUUCCACACCGCCGUCAUGCCCGAUGGAAUGACCCUCGCCAAUCAAAUUGCUCGUCAGUAAUUAUCAGCACUCCGCUGCCCGCCCGCCGAGCUUUCUUUCAGAAUAAGGCGCGUACUACUAGUGCUUCGCAAAAGAAAAGAAAAAGAGGCAAGUACUACUAGUAGCACAUGCACAUGUUUUUUCUUUCAGAAUAACUCAACGUUGUUGUUGGCUGCUGCGAGGCCAUCUGCCGCCGGCCGGCGUUGUUGUUUCCCUAUGUAAUGCACCAAGAAUUUAUACAUGAUCGAGGUAGACAAAUAAUAAACUUUGGAAUACAUACUCAA
This is a messenger RNA of Lolium perenne, 1578 nucleotides long. RefSeq lists its product as uncharacterized. The record is from RefSeq and is a predicted model, not a curated record. NCBI's taxonomy places the organism in Eukaryota, Viridiplantae, Streptophyta, Magnoliopsida, Poales, Poaceae.